This is a messenger RNA of Helicoverpa armigera (cotton bollworm), 7824 nucleotides long. It is a transcript of the gene CASK, whose product is annotated as peripheral plasma membrane protein CASK. The transcript has 22 exons. Gene Ontology annotation, molecular function: protein kinase activity; ATP binding; signaling receptor binding. Gene Ontology annotation, cellular component: plasma membrane; cell-cell junction. Gene Ontology annotation, biological process: regulation of neurotransmitter secretion; intracellular protein localization; protein phosphorylation. NCBI's taxonomy places the organism in Eukaryota, Metazoa, Arthropoda, Insecta, Lepidoptera, Noctuidae. The record is from RefSeq and is a predicted model, not a curated record. The coding region runs from base 466 to 3255 and encodes 929 amino acids.
AUCUCGUUCUGUGGCUAAGUUCGCUCAGGACAUUUGCAACCCUCAGAAUGUCAAAAGUAAAUAAAAAGAAUAUUUUGUGAAAUAAAUUAAAUAUAUUACAAUUACCACACUUUUUGCUAAUAUUUACUGAACUGCACCUAUUGUGUUAUUAUUUACUAUCUUCACAACUUUAGUGUUAUUCAAUAGUGUCGUUUACAAGUCUUAUUGGAAAAUUUCGCGAAUGAGAUCAUUUUACUGUGUAAAAUGAACAUUUUACGCCUGGGCACAGAUAUUAAUAUCUCGCUACAGUUUCAAGUACAAGACUUCCAACUGAAAUAUCAUUGGGUGUUCAUUUAAUAUUUAGUGCUCUAAUAAAACGUGCGAAUAUUCUCAGGGCGUAACCAUUGCUCAGGCGGGUUGAAGGCUGUGUUAAAAUGAUAUUUAUUAAUAUUUUCUGAAAAGUAGUGAACUGUGUUUGUGUGAAAAAUGGCUGAGGACGAAGUGCUUUUCGACGAUGUGUACGAGCUCUGUGAGAUUAUUGGCAAGGGCCCAUUCAGUCUGGUGCGUCGCUGUGUGCACCGGCAGACUGGUCAACAGUUUGCAGUCAAGAUUGUUGAUGUGGCCCGCUUUACAGCCAGUCCUGGACUUAGUACUGCAGAUUUGAAACGUGAAGCAACAAUAUGUCACAUGCUCAAGCAUCCUCAUAUUGUGGAGCUCUUGGAGACAUACAGCUCCGAGGGCAUGCUCUACAUGGUCUUUGAAUAUAUGGAUGGCUCUGAUCUCUGCUUUGAAGUUGUACGCAGAGCCACCGCCGGAUUUGUCUAUAGCGAAGCUGUUGCAUGCCAUUACAUGCGCCAGAUUCUGGAAGCUCUUCGCUAUUGCCACGAGAAUGACAUCGUUCACCGCGAUGUCAGACCUCAUUGCGUUUUACUGGCUGGUCGCGAUAACUGCGCUCCUGUCAAACUGGGAGGGUUCGGGGUAGCUGCUCAACUGCCUACUCCGACUGCCCAUCGUGCACCACCCGAACUGGUGAUGGACACUCGCCCGCUAAUGGGCCCAAUGGGCCAAGCGUAUCUCAAAUCAGACGAGUACGGUCGCAUCGGAACUCCCCACUACAUGGCUCCGGAGGUUGUGUCCAGCCAGCUGUACGGCAAGCCCGUCGAUGUAUGGGCGGCUGGCAUAUUGCUGCAUGUCCUACUGGUGGGGUAUCUGCCCUUCACUGGGACUAGGGAGCGGCUGUUUGAGGCUAUCUGCCGUGGGCGUUUGAGGUUUGAUGCACCUCUUUGGGAUGACGUCAGCGAUGCCGCCAAGGAUUUGGUUCAGCGCAUGUUGACUGUUGACCACACUCAGAGAAUCAACAUUCAAGAAGUACUUAAUCAUCGCUGGAUAAGGGACCGCGAAAAACAAAACCGCAUCCAUCUCGCGGGGACCGUCGAAGAGUUAAAGAAGUUCAACAGCCGCCGUCGUCUCCGCGCCGCUACCCUCGCCGCGGCCGCCGCUGAUGAUGAGGAAGAUGAAGAACAACCGGCUCGACGCGCUGUCAUGUUGGAAGAGGCUAAUGCUGCUGCUGUGAAUCUCAUCGUGGAAUCUUUGGACGACGUGUCGGUGCUUCAAGAUGGGCCCAUGGUGAUGGAUCCUGAUUUAUUCCACAGCGUACUUGAUGAUCUGCAACUAAGAGCUCUUUUAGAGAUCUACGACCGCAUAGCCAGCACAGUAGUAGUGACAAGCGGUCGGGCCCCCGCCGCAGAAGGCAGGCAGCGUUGCCGACAAGCGCUAGAGGCCGCCACGCGACUGCGCCACGCCGGGCCGGGGCCAGCCGCCGCGACACCGGCCACGGCGUCCGCUAUACACGAGAUCAGGAGGCUGCUGGCUCUUCCACAUAUUAAGGCCCUACUUCAGGCACAUGAUGUGGUCGCCCGCGAGGUGUACGGUGAAGAGUCUCUACGGGCGUCACCGCCACCGGUCAACGGCCGCACCACCGCACCACCGCCCGAAGAUGAGGACGACACCGAACCAGAAUUCGAGAACGUGACCAGGGUCCGCCUCGUGCAGUUCCAAAAGAAUACUGAUGAACCGAUGGGGAUAACACUGAAAUUAGCAGACGACGGGAGAUGCAUCGUAGCCCGCAUCAUGCACGGGGGAAUGAUACACAGACAGGCGACCCUGCACGUCGGCGAUGAGAUCAAAGAGAUCAACGGCACGCCCGUUGCGAACCAGUCGGUUGCUCAGUUGCAGAGGAUGCUGCGUGAAGCUCGUGGAUCGGUGACAUUUAAGAUAGUGCCCUCAUACCGCUCCGCACCGCCACCCUGCGAGCUUUUCCGGAUAAAGCCUUCGCCCGUGCUAAUUUUCGUGAGAGCGCAAUUCGAUUAUGACCCACUGGAAGAUGAAUUGAUUCCGUGCGCUCAAGCUGGUAUCGCUUUUACCACUGGUGAUAUUCUGCAGAUCAUAAGCAAAGAUGACGCUCAUUGGUGGCAAGCACGCAAAGACGCGUCGGGAGGUUCGGCCGGACUUGUACCGAGCCCUGAACUGCAGGAGUGGCGAGCCGCUUGUGCUGCUGCGGAAAGAUCGAACACCGAUCAAGUGAACUGUUCCAUAUUUGGACGCAAGAAGAAACAGUCGAAGGACAAAUAUUUAGCGAAACAUAACGCUGUGUUCGAUCAACUGGACGUAGUUACUUACGAAGAAGUCGUCAAAUUGCCUUCGUUCCAAAGAAAAACCAUAGUGCUACUGGGUGCUCACGGCGUGGGUCGGCGACACAUAAAGAACACACUCAUCUCGCGACAUCCUGAUCAAUAUGCUUAUCCUAUUCCACACACCACAAGACCACCAAGAACUGACGAAGAAAACGGCAGACACUAUUACUUCGUGACCCACGAAGAAAUGAUGGCUGACAUCGCAGCCAAUGAAUAUUUGGAAUAUGGUACCCACGAAGACGCAAUGUACGGCACAAAACUGGAAACAAUCCGUCGCAUACAUUCCGAGCGACGCAUCGCCAUACUGGAUGUAGAACCACAAGCUCUCAAGAUAUUGCGUACGGCGGAGUUCGCUCCAUACGUUGUGUUCAUUGCCGCACCGCCGCUUAAUAAUGUUGCUGAUUACGACGGCUCCCUAGAAGUUCUAGUCCGCGAAUCGGAGCAGCUCCGUCGCACCUACGGGCACUACUUCGACCUGACGAUAGUGAACAACGACAUCGACGACACACUGUCUCAGCUCGAGGCCGCGCUACUGCGCAUGCGCUCGGCGCCGCAGUGGGUGCCCGUCUGCUGGGUCUACUGACACCGAGACCAGGACUCUUUGUAAGUACACCAAGGGAAAUGGACUGCUAAUAAGAAAUACUGUUUUUGCAAAUAGGUUCAAUAACUUUCCUGUCUGACUUGACCUUGAGAUGAAACACCGAAACUCAAAGGUCACAGUUUCUUUUAAAGUCUAAACAUACGCGCAGAUUUUAGUACAGAGUGCUGAUUCAGAGUUUUGUAAAUUGAUGCUCUCGAUGCAUUAUUAUAGCUCAGCUGAAAUAAAGAGUGGUAUGUCUCAUCACAUGAUUUGAAUAUUACACCUGCAUUCAUUUUAUAAUACAGCCAAAAGCCACUGACAGUUUUAUUAAGUACACAUUUAAAAAUAAUUCUACAUAAUUAAGUUGAAUGAUAAUUUGCGCAUCGAGAACAUUAACUUGCAAAACUCACAUUAGGCACUCUGGGUCGUUUUCUUAGCAAAAAGCUUAAUUGUGUUGCGAUUUGCAAUUUUCACAAGUUUUGUUCAAAAAUUUUUUGACCAUCUCUAUACUAAUAACGGAUAGUCAAAAAAUAUAUAAAGUAAGUUUUUUUUUGGAGUAGAUAAUAUCGAGAAAAAUUACAAAGCACAGUCCAUUUUUCUACAAACUUACAAAGACCCCUGAACUAUAGAAACCAAAGAUCAAAGUUUGCAGAAUUGACACCAAAACAUCACAGGACAUUGACAAGUCAACAUACCUUUUAAGCUAUAUAAUAUACUUAAAUGACACAACUGUUUAAGUAACAAUAGAAUGAUAAGUACUAUUUUUGUUUCACGUUCAAUAAAAAUAAGACACUGUUAUGUAUACUUUGCUAUCCUAUUUUUAUUAGAGCAUAUAAUUCAUAGACUUAUAAGAUUGUAUGACAUCUUUGAUCCUGUUUGCUGUGUGAACAAAGAUUGUGGCCCAAUCGAUCUGAAUUUCUCUUUUUUGGUAGAAAAUAAUGCAAUGUUGGCAACACCGUUCGAGAUACCAUCCUUUUUAUGUACAGUGAAAUAAAUUGGCAAGAAAACUUAAUGUCUAUCAGUCAAAAAAGAGCAAAUCAGAUAUUUUAAUUCUUUUCUUACAAAGUAAGUUCUAAGUACACGUCACAAAAGAGUUGAUAACUCUGCGCUUGUUAUUUUAUUAAGGCAUUGAUAUUAUCUACAAUUUUAUUGAAAGACCUCAAUUAAUAUUAUUUACUUGAACAAGUAUUAAUUUUUGAUUAUUGUGAUAACUAUAAUAUUGUUUACUUACUCUUAAUAUACUAAAAAGUACUUUAUUACGAGUAACACAAAGUCUAAAAUUGCGCUUGCAUUGUUAACUUGGUGCAUCUUAGCUCAAUUUCACGAUAUGUGCCAAAUGUACUACCAGACACUUUUGAGGAAACAAAUACGAUUUUGAAAUACACCUGCACAUGACACUACAAGAUUUUUGGAUCAAUGUACAUAAUUAUACAUUAGUACAUAAUUUAUAUUAACAAAAAAAAAAAACUAAUUCUCUAGAAAUGUACCGUAGCUCAAAAUGUUUACUUCGACAUUUAAACUUAAGAUCUAUCCUACCUUUAGUAAACUAUUGUAAAAUCUUGUCGUUUUCCAACUAAAGAAUUCAGAUUCACUGCACUGGGUGAUAGUUUUGUCUUAAUCGUCUAAAAAUUGGACAAAUUGUUUAGUGAAUUGUAUAAAUCGACUAAAACUAAUAUAAGUAGUCGUACAUGAACCGUCGCUUCGAUUCUCUCUGAAUUGUAAAUAUGCAAUUCCUAUAAUGCUGUCGCCAUAUUAAGUACAAAAUAGUCCCCUUGUAACUCCUAUUGUUGCUAUAUUGAAAAUUUUAGGGUUAUCAGUCAAAUGUAGCCCAAAAUGUAUUAUUGUUAAUUUGCAUGGUCGAAUAUAACUUUAGAAGUUUCUAGAUUUUUUAAAGAAAUCUAUUGUCAUUUUUAGACGUAUAAACUAUCAAGCACAGUGUCCAUUUUCUUCCUUAGUUGGAAACCGGUCUAUUGACUUUAUCACAGGAUUAGAAUUCACAGGGUUGCAAGAAUCAUUGAUAGUCAUUUCUUUUCAUUAUUAUAGUUUACACUAAAAACUUUUUUAACAGUACUUAUUGCUUUUAUUUUAAGGGUUUUUUGCGGUUGUUCUAAACUAAAUCUAAUAAUUUGAUAUGGUGCCAUGGAAUACUUUUUGAGGAAGAAAGAUGAGAAAGAAGUAGGAUCAAGCAGUAACUUCAAGGAAUACGGGUCCAUAUUUAGUCCUAUGGGGCUCAAGUGUGGGACAGUAACAACGGUCCGUUAUAGGGCUUAAGUAUGGAACUGUUAAGUCGUCCUUGGCUCCAUCUACAAAUAUUCUUCAUUAAGCUUUUUCACCAGUAUUUUUAUCAAUUCUUCACAUUUGAUCGAAGUGACUUAAAAAUAGAGUGAGUAUUGGAGGAUGAAUGAACUUGAAUGUUUUUUCUGAAAUAGUUUAUUAAUAAAUUACAUUAUCAAUGCAUGAUCUUGGAGUCGGAGUUCUAUUUUUCAGUUUGAUUUCACGCCUGCACAAAUACAUUCCUGUAUAUAAAUAUAACGAACGAGUAGUGGAAUUUUACUAUAUAACUCUCACUGUUUCACUAUUUUUACUUUUAAUAAAUAUAAUUAGGCUAAGUAGGGUUUGCUGUAAGGGUUGUUUAUUAUUUAUAUUCAUUGUUGUAUUAUGUUUAUUUAUGGAAUUGCAAGUAUAAUGUGCAUGAUUGCUCAAUAAAUGCUCGAAAUAAUAAAAUGUAGCAUGAAAUAAAAUAAAGAAAACUAACUUGUGUAUGAAUGAUAUUGGUUGGUAAAUAUAUGAUAAUUAGAAGACUAUGAUAUUAUUGUAACGAUGAGAAUGGGGUAAGUAAAACAUAAAUGAUACUUUAUAUUCUGUAUAAUUAUACUUGGUAUUCUAUAAAUAUUAUUACAUUGGAUUUGUUAUUAGUUAUGAUUCGUUUUUCAUAAGUUAUGCAACCACUUAUGGCAAACAAUUAUUUAUAAGGUAAUUAAAAUUAUUAACAGCUUUUGUUUUAUAAGAAUUUUGUUAUUAAUAUCAUUUGGAACUUAAUAAUUCGUGUCAUCAUUUUACAACUUUGUUGCUAUUUUAAUCAUGUUUUUUUUUGUAAUUAUUCUAAUGUAAGAUAAUCAAUCAAUAGAAAAUGAAUGUAGUUAAAUUAAUCAUACAAUAUUGAAUUUAAAUAGUAUAUAUUAUAACGAAGUGACGAUGGCGAUGCGAAGAAACGCAAAUGGCGGGUAGCACUAUUGUCUAUGUUUUGUUUAAAAAUAUUUAAUGUUGCCAGUUAAAAUAUUGCAAUUAUUUAUUGAAAUACAUUUUAUGGCUGAAAUUACGUUGCUAUUAAAUUUUUAAAACUUUAUUGCGUCUUUCGCAUCAAUUUAGAUUUCUAAUUGAUUUCAUAUAAUACAAAAAUACAUUAUUUAACAUUGAUGAAUAUUGCGUAAAAAUAUUUAGAGAUUUGUUAGCUAAAGUCAUAUUUAAUAAAUAUAAGACGUGUUUCUUUAACAUAUAUUUAUAGGAUUAGAUUUCAAAUAAAAUGUACAUUUCUUGGAAAGAAAUGCAUAAUAAUUAUGUGAAAGAUGAAACUUCCAAUCUGAUAACAAUAUUAAUUGGGACAUUAUGACGUUAAUAAUAUUGCUGAAAGCAUACUUGCGACACCGAUGAUAAAAAGAGUUGGUCCCAUUUCAAUAUUUUCUGUUUAUGCAAAUGUUACACUGAAUUUAUUUAUUAGGGAAAAGUUAUUGUUUAAAAUAAAUAUAUUGUUAAUUUUCGAUGAUAAUAAAAUGCUUUACAAGUAAGACAUUUUUACGAAUAAUAAUAGCGAAUAAAAUUUGUUUUUCUCUAUUAUUAGUGGCUAGUGCUGCUCUUGAUUGAAUGAGUGUUCGAGAUUAUAUCUCACAGUAUAUUAAAUAAUAUUAUAUGUAAUUAAUAAUAAUAAUAUAUUUAUCAAAGAUCAAUUUUAUCGUUAAUGGCAACACAAGCAACAACUGAUCCAAAAACAUUCCAUUUUUUUUGUUCAUGUUUUUCUUAAAUUAUAAAAUUAUUAUUAUUGUCACUAAAAUGUUAUUAUUAAUUUUACUCAUGUGAUUUUUAGUUAAGAAUGUGUUAUUUAGUUGAAUAAGUCAUCUUUUUGUGUACUUAUCUCAGUUAUAGCACUAGGUAUCCAAAGGGUUAUUUUUCCUGUGGUUUUAUGUUCAAACUUACCUAUAUAAUUUGUGUCACAUCAAUAGGAUUGGUAUUCCAAAACAGUAGGUAAUAUUAAGUGUAAUUGAAGUUUAAAUGUAAAAUCACAUGAAAUGAACGAAACUUAAACUAUAGUUAAAUGUAAUAUCUACCUACUAAUAUUCUUAAAUUGUAAAGUCUGUUUUAAGUCGAUUAGUAGUUUCGUUCACUCAAUUCAACUGACUCCAAUCGACUUAAUUCACACGUAUCCAUAAACUACAAUGAAUGAAUUUGAUGUACCGGUACGUAAUCAAAAACUAGACAAAAAACUAACGAAAAGUGGGUUUUUAUCUGAAUCAAAUAAAGAUGACUGACGUAAAAUCUUAUUAUAACUGUUAACAAUUGAAUAAACGGCACAAAAUA